Durusdinium trenchii is the source of this 375-nucleotide messenger RNA. The record is from the annotation of a GenBank genome assembly. NCBI's taxonomy places the organism in Eukaryota, Dinophyceae, Suessiales, Symbiodiniaceae.
AUGUUCACUCAAGGCCUCCUUUCCCAGGAUGUGAGGUAUGCCACCGAGUGUUCACAAUGCAAAUGCGUCAUCAAGGAGGCAUCGCUACCACCCUCUGGACACAUCAGCGCUGAGGAGCUUCAACAAGCACAUCGGCUUCGGUGGCUGGAUUCUUUGAUCAAACAAGAAGAGAAGGCCCUCAGAUUUCCCCGCUAUUCGAAGUCCACUGUGAAUGCAAGAGCCUUCAACCCCAAGAUGUUCAACCAACAUCCGUGGUCGCAUAAAUGGCUACCAGCUCCAGACGUCUGCCGCCAAGGCAAUUGCAAUGAGAGGAAUCUGCAACGUGAGAAAACUAAUUCGACAGGUUUUCCGCGCAAGAUACCCGUGGACGAUUAG